Molecule: messenger RNA, 1333 nt
Organism: Theobroma cacao (cacao)
Lineage: Eukaryota; Viridiplantae; Streptophyta; Magnoliopsida; Malvales; Malvaceae
Source: RefSeq, a predicted model, not a curated record
GAACUCUAGAAAAGGCACGUGUACUCAAAAGCAAUGGCAAUUCUAUCGGAUUUAUGAUUUUUACAUUUCCUAUUUUAAAAGUAAUGAAAGCACAAAAAGAGAGAGAGAGGGUUACAGAGUGCGACGAUCACCUUCUACGUGUGGACUGAGAUAACGCCACGAAAACACCCAUCCCACUCUCCUCCCCGUUUAUUUGUGUUUUUUUUUUUUUUCAAACACCAAAACCCAAAGCUUCAGUUCCCCGUAAUCUGCCCAAUCAUGGACAUUGAUCCUCGUCAGUUCGAACACGUUCUAUGUCCCUCCAGUGGCCUUAUCUUCUUACAUUUUGGGGCUUCCAUCUCCAUAUGUCUUUUACAGGCAGUCAAUGACAAUGACAUCCACAACAUUGUUAUGUCAUAUCUUGUGCACAAUUGCUUUAAAGAAACUGUGGAAUCUUUUAUUGCUUGUACUGGGAUGAAGCAGCCUUCUGAUUAUCUUGAGGACAUGGAAAAGAGAAAAAAAAUUUUUCAAUUUGCUUUAGAGGGGAAUGCACUUAUGGCAAUUGAACUGACUGAACAGCUGGCAACUAACUUACUAGAGAAAAAUAAGGACUUGCAUUUUGAUCUUCUAAGUCUUCAUUUCGUGGAGCUUGUAUGCUCUAGGAAAUGCACAGAAGCUCUGGAAUUUGCACAGACGAAGUUGGCCCCUUUUGAUAAGGAGCAAAAAUAUGUUGAAAAGCUUGAAGAUUUUAUGGCUUUGCUUGCAUAUGAGGAACCAGAGAAAUCUCCAAUGUUUCACCUGCUUAGCUUGGAGUACCGGCAGCAUGUUGCAGAGAGUUUAAAUCGAGCAAUUCUUGCUCAUGCAAACCAUCCAAGCUAUACAGCAAUGGAAAGGCUGAUACAACAAACAACGGUAGUUAGACAAUGCUUAAACCAGGAGCACGUGAAGGAUGGGCCUCCGCCAUUUUCUUUGAAGGACUUCCUGAAAAGCUGAACAGGGGAAAAUUUGAAAGAAUUUCGGGGCAAGAAACAAGUUAAGGCUGCUUUGUGCGGAUGUGGUUUUGCUGUAAGGUUUGGUCGUGGUCGUAGAUGACAAUAUAAAGAUUUAUCUGCAUAUCUGUAAAGGUUGUGACGCUGGGAUACAUGCUGAAUGUUGAUGCACUUGGUUGAAGUUUGCCUCUUUUCGUGAAUGGCCUUUUAAAGCAGUGGAUUUACAAUGGGGGCAACGCGGGGUAGGCUGCCUCUGCCGAAAUCCUCAAAAACUUUUUUUAUAGUAUCAUGUAACUACCACUAUCAUGUAACUAUCACUAGAUGAAGAAAAAAUUUUACUAAUUUUGGUUUUGACUGGAAUUCAA